Penicillium nucicola is the source of this 801-nucleotide messenger RNA. Its product is annotated as MBL fold metallo-hydrolase. The transcript has a single exon. NCBI's taxonomy places the organism in Eukaryota, Fungi, Ascomycota, Eurotiomycetes, Eurotiales, Aspergillaceae. The record is from RefSeq and is a predicted model, not a curated record. The coding region runs from base 1 to 801 and encodes 266 amino acids.
AUGGCCCCUUCAAACUUCAACAGCAACAUUUCCAUCACCCACAUCGGCACUGCCACUGCAAUCAUCGAGAUCGAUGGCGUCAAGCUCUUGACCGAUCCGUUCUUCUCCCCAGCCGGAACAGAAUUUGAGAGUCCGGUCGGUGUUUUCAAAGUAGGCCAUAAUCCAGCUCUUGGAAUCAAAGACCUUCCACCAAUCGAUGCCGUCCUCCUGAGUCAUGAGGAUCACACCGACAAUCUCGAUGACCUGGGUCGGCAGCUACUCGACGGUCGUCUCGUGUUCACUACAAUGGACGGGGCUAAGAAUCUAGCUCCUCGUCCGGGUGUGCGAGGAAUGAAACCAUGGGAGAAACUCUCUGUCAACAUCGGAGGCAAGCCCUUUGAAAUUACGGCAACCCCAUGCCAGCACCUCCCAGGAGGCGAAUGUACAGGCUUCAUCCUUACGACUGCUAGCUUUGGUACCAGCCCAGACGGUUUGCCCAAUGCGAUUUGGUUCUCUGGUGAUACAAACUACUUUGAGGAACUGGAUCAGAUUGCUACCAAGUUCCAUGUCGUGGCUGCGAUUUACAAUUUGGGCGAUGCCCAUGUUCCGCUCCCAGAGGGCCCAUUGCAGGUUACGAUGGAUGGAAAGCAGGCUGCUGGUCUGUUCCGGACUCUCAAGGCUGAUUUCCUCGUUCCGAUGCAUUAUGAUGAUUGGUCCCAUUUCACUCAGCAUGGGAACGAGCUGGCGAAGGCGUUCGCUGAGGAGGGAAUUGAGGACCAGGUAUGCUGGCUCGUCCCGGGCACGUCGAAAAAGGUGAUUUGA